Molecule: messenger RNA, 3723 nt
Organism: Seriola aureovittata
Lineage: Eukaryota; Metazoa; Chordata; Actinopteri; Carangiformes; Carangidae
Product: potassium voltage-gated channel subfamily A member 10
Exons: 1
Coding region: 185-1876 (563 amino acids)
Biological process (GO): protein homooligomerization; potassium ion transmembrane transport
Cellular component (GO): membrane; voltage-gated potassium channel complex
Molecular function (GO): delayed rectifier potassium channel activity; protein binding
Source: RefSeq, a predicted model, not a curated record
UUAACACAACUUUGCUUUACCCCGUCUUUUACAGAUUACACAAAGGGCUGAAUCCAAAAGUAAAGUACAGCUGCCUGAAUGAUAACCAGGAGGAGAGAGGCCCUGCCAGGAUCUUCGGCGUGGCACUGCUGGUGGCGACUCCUCUGUCUCCUGCGCUCAAACCACGCUGAUAGACAGACCUGCAAUGGAAGUGCCUCUUGUUAAUUUUGAAAACAUGGAUGAAGUCGGCAUCAACCUGGGUGACCCGAGUGACUCCGGGUACCCAACGUCACCCACCUCAGAGGCCCCGGAUCAGAAUCUGUUAACCCGCCGUCUCACUUCUCCUCACCAGUCGCCACACAGAGGACGACAUGGGCAUCAGUCCGGUCAAGAGGGGCUGUCACCGUCCUCUCCCCCGACUCUGACCGCAAAAGGGAACUCCAGCAGUGGCAGCUUGAUCUCUAAUCUGAAGCUCAUGAUCAACAGCGAGUCUCCCACUGACAGCGUCUUCAGUAAGAUGGCGAAGGAUUGCUACGAGAAUGAAGAUUUGUUUGAAAGGCAUUGCGUGGAAGAAAAAGAUGAGAAAGUUGUCAUCAAUAUUUCAGGCCUGAUGUUCGAGACCCAGCUCAGCACCCUGAAUAAGUUCCCAGAGACACUGCUUGGUGACCCCAUGAAGCGGAUAAGCUACUUCGACCCAAUGAGAAAUGAAUACUUUUUUGAUAGAAACCGCCCGUCCUUUGAUGGGAUUCUGUACUACUACCAGUCCGGGGGGAGAAUCCGCAGACCAGCCAAUGUUCCCUUAGAUGUUUUUGCUAAUGAAAUUGUUUUCUACGAGUUGGGUCACGAAGCGAUGGAGCAGUUCCGUGAAGACGAAGGCUUUGUUAAAGAGCCAGAGGUCCUUUUGCCCACCAACGAACUCCAGCGACAGUUCUGGCUCUUAUUUGAAUACCCAGAGAGCUCCAGUGCAGCCAGAUCUGUAGCUCUGGUUUCUGUGUUUGUCAUCGUCAUUUCCAUCUUCAUCUUCUGCCUGGAGACUCUGCCAGAGUUCAGGGAGGACAAUGACUUUCUCCAGGGUUCAGCCCAAAAUAUAAAUGGCACCCAAGACGGUUCUGCCCCUCAUCCCGCCACUAAAGACGUCAUUGCUUAUAUCACAGACCCCUUUUUCAUUGUGGAGACUAUUUGCAUCAUUUGGUUCUGCUUUGAAGUCGGUGUCCGCUUUGUGGUGUGCCCCAGCAAAAGUGAUUUCUUCAAUAACAUCAUGAAUAUCAUUGACAUAGUCUCUAUAAUUCCCUACUUUGUGACCCUUGGCACAGAGCUGGCUACGACCCCUGACGAUGAUAUGAACUCUAGUCAGAACAUGUCCCUGGCGAUCCUAAGAAUCAUCCGACUAGUGAGAGUGUUCAGAAUUUUUAAGCUCUCCCGACACUCAAAAGGUCUUCAGAUCUUGGGUCACACCUUGAAAGCCAGUAUGAGGGAACUAGGGCUGCUCAUUUUCUUCCUCUUCAUAGGAGUCAUCCUGUUCUCAAGUGCCAUCUACUUUGCAGAAGUGGAUGAGCCCCAGACGCAGUUUGUCAGCAUCCCUGAUGGCUUCUGGUGGGCUGUGGUGACGAUGACCACUGUGGGAUACGGCGACAUGUGCCCCAUCACCAUGGGAGGCAAAAUGGUCGGCACCCUCUGUGCCAUUGCUGGUGUCCUGACCAUUGCCUUGCCUGUCCCCGUCAUCGUCUCCAACUUCAACUAUUUUUACCACCGAGAGACUGAGCAGGAGGAGAAACAGGUGAUGGAUGCAGCGGCAGAGGCUGCCCAGAAAAUGUCAGCUGCUAACAAGUAUGGAAGCACACCCUCACUAAACAAAAGCAACGGCACUUGGCAGAACGAGAAGAAUGGCAUGCACUGAUAGAGAAACUAAAGGAGUUAUUUAUACGAGGGGCAUGACAAACACAUGGACAGAUCAAACAUAUCUGUUAGUCAGAUACACUGGAUGAAAACAGUUUAUCUUUCUCACUAUUUUGUACUCCAAACAUGGCAGCGUUUGUGCAUACUACUACAGUAUUAAUAGGCACUGUGUGGUGGUGAGGCAGCCUUUACACAAGUUGUCUGUCUGCUUGUGGAUGUGUCAAAGUGCAAUUAACACAACUCGGCAACUACUAUGUCAGUUAACUUUGAUGAGAACACCUUAAAGGUUUCAUUAUUAUCUUUCAUCCAGUGCAAUUUGAAGAAAAAUGUGGUGGCUCAUUUGUACUAUAGACAGAUGUUUCACCUUGAAAACGUAGAUUGUUAGAGUAAACGUAGACGUGAAAGGCAAAGUAGGUUGUAAACUGUCGUUCUGGUUUGUAUUACAGUGUAAGCUUAUCCCACUAAAGAAAAGAAAAAUCAAAAACGGUAUUGAUAAUCGUAGCAUUUAGUGCCGGAUGUAUCGUUCGGAGUUUAUAUUAUAUCACAUUAGUCUGCACUUCGUCAUAUUCAGCAAAUUCUAGAUGAAACUUGGCAUGAUUUUCAAGGACAGGCUUACGUUUCCAGUGUAAGGCAAGAGGACAUCAGCGCACACAUUGUCUUAUCAGCAAAUCUAUAGCUGUGAAUGCUCAGCCCGGCACUCAGCACUUCUCCAUAUGACACAGCGUAACAGAAUCUGUGAUAAAUAGUUUGCACGUUAGCACGUCUGCUACUAUUCUUGUAGAUACAGUAGGCUGCAAAAUAUAAAGCAAACCAUGAAACUGCUUCACGUUCACUGUAUUAUAGUACAUGCAGUAGUCGCAUGCGGCAGUUUCAGUUAUUGAAUCACAGGUCAUUUUUAUCUACAUGGUUUCAUAUGAAUUAUUUGGCAUUUUGCACCAGCUGAUGCACAUUUAGCUGCAUAUGCUAUCACCCUCUAACGAGUUAUUACAAUGUGAAUUUACACUUUAAAAUCCAUAUCAAUUCAUUGCACUGAGAGUUGUUUUGUUUCCCACGUAUCUCUUAAGCACUUUUGGAGCUUUACACCAUCAGCUGUUGGUCAGGGGAAAAACGUAUUUAUUCGACUGUAUCGAAAUGUGAGAUGAGUUGUAUAUUUGUGGUCAGACUGAGAGAAUGGAGGAGAGGGCAAAGACAAAAACUUUGAGAAUAUCUCAGUUCUCUCAUUUGUAUUGCAUGGCAUAGUGUGCCGAAAUGGGGCUUAACUCUUAUUGUCAGUAACUGAAGUUUGACAUAUUUAUUGUAGGUAAAUAUACCAUAGUAUUCUAAUCAUAUAGUGAUGAUCAUUAUAUUCCACGUGAUAGGGAAAGCCAAUACUUCGAAAGGAUUUGUGAAUUGGUGACAACGGAUGAUGGCAUUUGUGUCUCAUCGGGAAAUGAAUUGGUUCUUUAUACUGUAUGCAUGCCACAUUUCACUCUUGAAAAUGUACUGUAUGUGAGUUUAUUAUACACGUAAACACAGCUUGUAUUGAAACGGCAGUGGAUGUAGUUGUAACUCAAUGAAUGCCUUUCUAAUAAUCCUACAAUAUGCAAUAAUGAUGACAUGCGGGUGGAAAACAAAUGUGUUGUAUUUCUCACUCAUGGAAAGAGCAAUACCUAGUAUUAAAAAUGAAAUGCAAUAAGGUGACAACAGUUAGUCACGUGGGUACUCAGCACUUUACUAUGUCAUGAAGCACUUAAUAGUUGAGGACUGUUACUGUAUGUGUCAGCAUUUUACAGUAAACAGUGUCAUAAUUUGCUAUGUUUUAUUUAUCCUGUAAAGAGUGCCUUCCAUUAAACAUGUAUCCUAACUGUG